AUGUUAGUCUGCAAGGCUUGCAAAAAGCUAGUAACUGCUCUUUCUAUUAUUCUUUCCAUCGAUUCAGUGCUACUGAGUGAUGACUCGCUUCCGUUACCAUUAUUGGCCAUUCUACAAAAAAUUGAUGACCCUUCGCGUAUUCCACCUGCUGCCUUAGAGAGACGAUGUCGUGCAUUAAAAAAUCUUGGUCGUGGCCGAGGUCGGGGUUGGGGUAGAGGUCGGGGUGAUGAUAUUGUGUUGGAGGAAGCACCUCAAAUCUUGGAAGAUGAUGUGAUUGAUAAUGGUUUAGGGGAUGAUGAUGAUGCUGUUGAUGUUGAUCAGGCUGAGGAGGUACUUACUGGUCCGUUUCUUGGGGGGCCAUUAGAUCCAUCAAUACUGAAGAGCUUCAAGGCACAUAUUGCAGUAGCUAUAUGGGAGCAAAAGGAGAGGAAUCCCUUAAGGAUUGUCAUACCUGUAUUUGUUGAGCGAUGGCAACCAGAGACAAAUACUUUCCAUUUGACAGUUGAUGAGAUGACAAUGACAUUGGAUGAUGUGGGUACCAUUUUGGGGAUCCCUAUCACAGGUAGAUCAGUUAGUGCUACAACUUUGACAGAUCAACAGGCACAUACACUUGUGGUAGCUGCCUUGGGGGUUGAUGAUACUGAAGCAAUUGAGGAGCUACCAUCUGCUAAGGGAUAA
Molecule: messenger RNA, 678 nt
Organism: Camellia sinensis
Lineage: Eukaryota; Viridiplantae; Streptophyta; Magnoliopsida; Ericales; Theaceae
Source: RefSeq, a predicted model, not a curated record